Protomyces lactucae-debilis is the source of this 1083-nucleotide messenger RNA. Its product is annotated as ClpP/crotonase-like domain-containing protein. The transcript has a single exon. Gene Ontology annotation, biological process: L-valine catabolic process. Gene Ontology annotation, cellular component: mitochondrion. The record is from RefSeq and is a predicted model, not a curated record. The coding region runs from base 1 to 1083 and encodes 360 amino acids. Lineage: Eukaryota; Fungi; Ascomycota; Taphrinomycetes; Taphrinales; Protomycetaceae. Gene Ontology annotation, molecular function: 3-hydroxyisobutyryl-CoA hydrolase activity.
AUGCCGCUCAAGGCCAAAAUCAACAACCCAGCAUUCAGCUCCGGCGACAAGGCCUCUGCCGAAGACGAAACAGAUGUCCUUUUCAGCAGCACCAACAGUCUCCGCAAAGUGACCCUCAACAGGCCAAAGAAGCUCAAUUCCCUCAAUCUCUCCAUGAUCGAAAAGAUCCAUCCGCGGCUCGAAGCCUAUGCGACAAGCCCCGGUGCUAAACUCAUCCUGAUCAACGGCAACGGACGUGCCUUUUGCGCCGGCGGCGAUGUCGCAGCCCUCGCUACCACCAACAAGCAAGGAAACUACCAAGUUGGCAAGGACUACUUUGCUGCAGAGUAUCGUCUGGAUCAUAUGAUUGCUACCUACAAGAAGCCAAUCGUUGCUGUGGCAGACGGCAUCUGCAUGGGCGGCGGGGUGGGCCUGACCAUCAAUGCACCCAUCCGAGUCAUUACUGAAAAGACCGUCUUUGCCAUGCCUGAAUCAACCAUCGGCUUCUUCCCUGAUGUCGGUGCAAGUCGCUUUCUCGCCUCGCUUGGCAAUGUCGGCAAGUAUCUGGCAUGUACAGCAGAGCGUCUGACAGGCGCACAAGUCGUUCUCGGCGGUCUCGGUACGCACUACGUCCCCAGCGAGCGUCUGGCGCAUCUCGAAGCUAGACUCACAGAGAUGGACACGUCCGACCUGGCCGCCAUCCGAAAUGCCGUCUCGGAAUUCACUGCCCCGAUUGACGAGGCCUUUGUCCUUGAACAGCACAAGGAAGACCUCAAGGCCUUUGAGCAGCCCACCAUCCCAAAAGUCCUCGAGCAGCUCGAUCAGCAGUCCUCCACGUUUAGCAAACAAACAGCAAAGACGAUGCGCGCCAAGUCGCCCAUCUCACUGGCUGUGGCCCUGCAAGCACAGCAGCAAGGCAAAGGUUGGAACAUCAACGAAGUGUUUGAGCGCGAGUACAACAUUGCCGCUGAGUUUAUGCACAACCCAGAUUUUGUCGAGGGAGUCGAGGCGACGCUCAUCCACCGCAAGCCGGCUGAGUGGCACGAGAAGAGUUUCGACGUCAAUGUAGACAAGUACUUUAGAGGCCGUGCGCGGCUCUUUUAG